Striga hermonthica is the source of this 1488-nucleotide messenger RNA. The record is from the annotation of a GenBank genome assembly. Lineage: Eukaryota; Viridiplantae; Streptophyta; Magnoliopsida; Lamiales; Orobanchaceae.
AUGAACAAGCAAUAUUGUCCUCAACUCACAGCCCUCAUCUUCUGUACCAUCCUUCUCUCACUACAUCCCUCACAAGCGCGCGCGCACAGUGUAUGCAUAAUCGGCAGCGGAAUCGGCGGCGCCUCCGUCGCCCACUUCCUCCGCCGCUACUCCGACCCACAGACGAUCGGCCCCAUCACCAUCUUCGAGCGGAACGGCGUCGUCGGAGGCCGCAUGGCCACCGUAACCAUCUCCGGCGAGACCUUCGAGGCCGGCGGCUCCAUUCUCCACCCAAAGAACUACCAUGUCUCGAAUUACACCAAGUAUCUCAACCUCAAGGUCAAAGCCCCAAAGCACGCCGAUGAUUCUCUCUCUUUGGGGAUUUGGGACGGUCAUAAAUUUGUCUACAAGACGCUGAGCUCCAACUCCAAGCUGCCUAUUGUUCAGCGCCUAGUGUCGAUCGCUAAUUCCAUUGUGAUGUUGUUGAGAUACGGGGCCUUUUCUCUGUAUAGAAUGAGUAGCUUUGUUGAGGCGAUGCUCAAUCAUUUUCUGAGGUAUUAUGAAGAUUUUGAAGCCCGGCCAGUGUUUGAUACGGUGGAGGGAAUGCUCAGAUGGGCUGGACUGUAUAACCUGCCAACAAGAACAUUAGGGGAGGAACUGGUGGAAGUUGGAUUGUCUUCUAUACUUAUUGAAGAGCUUGUAACUGUCAUCACCAGAAUAAACUAUGGGCAAAGUGUGGAAAUCAGUGGACUGGCUGGUGCAGUUUCCUUGGCUGGGUCUGGAGGUGGUUUAUGGGCUGUCGAAGGAGGGAACUGGCAGAUGGCUGCUGGAUUGAUAAACCGUUCGGAUGUUGAAUUACACCUUCAUGAGGAAAUAAAUUCUAUUUCUUACCUGGGAGAUUUAUAUGAGUUGAACUCCUCAAAAGGAAUAAGUUACACCUGUCAAGUCACAGUGGUCGCAACACCUUUGGAUGAAUCAAGUAUCUAUUUCAAUCCUGAAUUAUCAAUACCUCCACGAAAAUUACAGCACACUCAUGCAACAUUUGUUAGGGGUCUGUUAAAUCCCGCAUAUUUUGGUCUUGACUCGUUAGGUGACAUUCCUGAUUUGGUGGGGACAAUAGAAUCCCCUGAUUUACCGUUCUCAAGCAUCAGUGUGCUUAAGCAAGACGAGAAAGACGUGACUUAUAAGAUAUUCUCUCGUGAGCCUAUGUUGGAUGCCACGCUGGAUAAGAUUUUCAGUGUGAGAGUGGAGACGAUCAGAAUUAACUGGGGCGCUUAUCCUCAUUAUCAGGCGCCUGAAAAAUAUGCUCCGUUCAUUUUAGAUGGUAAUAAUCUCUAUUAUGUGAAUGCUUUUGAGAAUGCAGCCAGCACCAUGGAAACAAGUGCUGUUGCAGCUGAGAACAUAGCGCGCCUUAUCCUUUCGAGACUAUCCAAGACAACCGACUACAACUCACCCAACUUGAAGAGCUUUAUCGGUAGCGAUUCGUCUAAAUUCCACACAGAGUUGUGA